AUGGAUUUCAACUGCACCAAGCGACGGAAGACCAACGACGACGCUCCUUCCCUGCCGCCGGCGGCCACUCCGAUGGACCUCCUACCGACGGAGAUCGUACAGGACAUACUUUCCCGCCUGCCCAUCACUUCAUUGGUCCAAUUCCGUUCCGUCUGCCGCUCCUGGCGCGUCCUUGCCGUCGACCCUGAACUCGUAGCUCUGUCCCUCCGCCGCGCCGCUCCCUGCCUCCUCCUCCACUGCGAUUUCCCCAUCCGCAACCAGAUCUACUUCGCCGAUUUGGCCUCCGGGGACAGCAGGGUGAGGAGAAUUCAAGUACCCUUCUGGCCAUCCAUGUCCGAAUUCGAGGUAAUCGGUUCCUGCAACGGCCUGCUCUGCCUCUCCGAUUCGCUCUACGGCGAUGCGCUCUACGUCUACAACCCGUUCGCCGGAAAAUUCACCCAGCUCCCCAAAUCGGAGCACUACGCCGGCCAAGAGGUUGUAUUUGGGUUCGGGUUUCAUCCACGGACCAAGGAGUACAAGGUCAUCAAAAUAGUGUACUACCGGGGCAGGGGCCGGUCCAGUGGGUCGGGUCGACCUGUCGGGUCGCGGAGGAUGAUGUCCGAUGUCCAAAUUCUGACUCUUGGUUCCUCAUCAGGGUGGAGAACGCAGCCCAAAUUCUCUCACCACUUCCUUCGCAGCAAACCGGGCGAGGCUCUGGUGAACGGUCGGCUCCAUUGGGUGACCCGACCCAGGCGGUGCAACCCGGUCCGGCGCCUGAUUUCGUUCGAUUUGGGGGACGAGCAGUUCAGGGAGGUGCCUAAACCGGAUUGUGGCGGAUUGAACCGCUGCAAUCUCUCGCUCGUCGCAGUCAGGGGCUGCCUCGGAGCGGCGGUUUAUUGCAACUACGGGAGGUUGGAGAUUUGGGUGAUGAAAGAGUACAAUGUGAAGGAAUCGUGGGUGAAGGAGCUGAGCAUUGGGGCUUACAUGCCCAAAGGGCUGAAACAGAACGUUGAGAGGUCCUACAAGAUUUGGAGGACUGCCCUUAGCGGGAGGGUCAGGGUUUUGUGCGUCCUGGAAAAUGGGGAGAUUCUUCUCGAGUACAAGAGCAGGGUGUUGGUCUGUUACGAUGGCAACAGUGGGAGGUUUAGGGAUUUGAAACUGCAAGGUUUGCCCAAAUGGUUCCAGGCUAAUGUUGUGGUUGGAUGCUUGAAUUGGAUCGACACCCCGAUUUUGUAA
This is a messenger RNA of Linum tenue, 1215 nucleotides long. The record is from the annotation of a GenBank genome assembly. Lineage: Eukaryota; Viridiplantae; Streptophyta; Magnoliopsida; Malpighiales; Linaceae.